This is a messenger RNA of Hyphopichia burtonii NRRL Y-1933, 2110 nucleotides long. RefSeq names its product Cyb2p (gene CYB2). The record is from RefSeq and is a predicted model, not a curated record. Gene Ontology annotation, molecular function: L-lactate dehydrogenase (cytochrome) activity; heme binding. The transcript has a single exon. NCBI's taxonomy places the organism in Eukaryota, Fungi, Ascomycota, Pichiomycetes, Serinales, Debaryomycetaceae. Gene Ontology annotation, biological process: lactate metabolic process. Bases 320 to 1975 code for a protein of 551 amino acids.
UUUUGACUCCCCAACUACCCACGGACCGUACCUGGUGCUUCUCCGGCACAGUCCAGUGUUUCUCUGGCACAGUCCAGUGCUCCGGCAGUGGUCUGUGGGUGGUGGAGACCCAGUAGUAAACGUAACGGGUCCGGGCAACAAGUGUUUUCGGUGUCAAAAAUGUCGUGCUCCGCUCAUGGAAUCGUCCCGAGUUAAAAAAAUUGUUACUGAUAAGAGAACCGGGGGUACGGGCGUAGGUCUUGUGGGGUCGGAAAAGGAGAUUAGCAGAGUAUAUAAAGUAGCAAUAAUUCCCCUGGAAGGUGUAGGUACCCGGGUAAGGAUGCUUUCGAUUGAAGAAGUGAGUAAGCACAACACCAAGAAGGAUUGCUGGGUCAUUAUCCACGAUAAGGCGUAUGACGUCAGUGACUUUAUUGAUGAACACCCUGGAGGGUCUGCGAUCAUUUUGAAGUAUGCCGGGAAGGAUGCAACCAAGGUGUUUGAUCCAGUUCAUCCUGGGGACACGUUACAGAAGUAUUUGGCCCCCAAGUAUCAUUUGGGAGAGGUGGAGAAGAGGAAGAAAACCAAGAAGGUGGUGAAACAGGAGGUGAAACAGGAGGUGAAAGAUGUCAACGAUGUCAAAGAUGUCAAGGAUGCUAAGGAUGACAUUGUUGAUGAGUUUGAUGUUGAGUAUGAUGAGCAAGACGGGAAACAACCGAUCCCGGUGCCAACGUCGGCUACGAUCAGUGUGGAGGAAGAGUACGACGACGACGACGACGAACCACCCACCGAGGAGGAGUUGAAGAGACGCCAAAUGGUGAAGCUCAAGCCGGAUUUGGGCCAGAUCUAUAACUUGAGCGAUUUUGAGUUUGUUGCUAGACACACGAUGGAGAAAACCGCUUGGGCCUACUACAGCAGUGGAUGCGACGAUGAAAUCACUCUCCGUGAUAACCACUUGGCUUACCAUCGGAUUUUCUUCAAGCCAAGGGUGUUGGUGGAUGUCACCAAUAUCGAUUUAUCCACCACCAUGUUGGGCACCCCGUGCAGUGCUCCCUUUUAUGUCACCGCCACGGCCUUGGGGAAGUUGGGCCAUCCCGAAGGGGAAACGGUGUUGACCCGGGCCAGUGCUCAACAGGACAUUAUCCAAAUGAUUCCAACGUUGGCUUCCUGCUCGUUCGAUGAGAUUGUGGACGCGGCCGUUGAUCAACAAACCCAAUGGUUACAACUCUACGUGAAUAGUGACCACGAAAUCACCCGCAAGAUCGUCCAGCACGCCGAACGCAGGGGCAUCAAGGGGUUGUUCAUCACGGUGGACGCUCCCCAAUUGGGCCGUCGGGAAAAAGAUAUGAGACUGAAAAACGUCGAGGACCUAAGUCAUGUUCAAGGAGAUGACGAGGACGCCGAUCGGACCCAGGGGGCGGCACGGGCAAUCAGUUCGUUUAUCGAUACCUCGUUAUCCUGGAAAGACAUUGCUUGGUUUAGAUCCAUCACUAAAAUGCCCAUCAUUUUGAAAGGGGUCCAAACCGUCGAGGACUCCCUCAAGGCCCUCGACCAUAAGGUCGACGGCAUUGUUCUUUCAAACCAUGGUGGUAGACAAUUGGAGUUCAGCAAACCUCCAAUUCAAGUUUUGGCCGAAUUAAUGCCCAUUCUUAAACUGAAAAAUUGCCAGGAUAAAUUGGAAGUCUAUGUCGAUGGUGGGGUCCGUCGUGCUAGUGACAUCCUCAAGGCAAUCUGCUUGGGCGCCAAGGGGGUCGGCAUUGGCCGUCCUUUCCUCUAUGCCAUGUCCACCUACGGGGUCGACGGGGUUUACAAGGCCAUGCAAAUCUUAAAGGACGAAAUGUUUAUGAAUAUGAGAUUAUUGGGUGCCACCAAAAUCUCCGACCUAAACGACUCCUUUGUCGAAACCCAAUCCGUCCCGGCAUACGUCCCCGAAGAUAAACUCUUUGGCGGAGUCUACGAACCCUUGAUCAGCUCUCCUUUUAAAGAUGCAAAGCUAUAGUUUAUUAGAUAUUUAUUUAGUGUUCAAAUUACUGUAGGUGCACGGGUGCUUUGAAGAUGAUGAUACUGCGCGGUGCACGGGUUGUUUACAAAGACGCGCCCCACUGGAUUUAUCCCUAAAUAAACGAUUCGUCUG